UCGAGACCCCUUCCGGAUGAUGGUAAAAACUAAAAAGCAAUUCGAGACGCCUUUCGGACGAUGGAGCGAUGAACCACUGAAAAAUGCUCAAAGCUCUGUGGCAAGUAGUAAAAUUUUUGUGGACGCCUUUCGGACGAUCGACCUCUGGAGAAUGGAGGGCAAUGGACCUCUUAAGGAUGCUCAAAGCUUUGUGGCGAGUGGUAAAGUUUUUGUGGAUACGCCUUUCGGAUUUUUAUUCAAAUGCAUAUGUGUUCUUUUGGAUAUUGAAUUCAAAUUUAAUCCAAUGAUUGGGGUUUGCAUAGUUUUGGCAAUCAUAAAGAGGAAGAUCGAUCGUGCAAACGCCACACCAAAUGCCGAACAGUAACCUCCCCCACGACUGUCGAGUAGCUUUCCUUAAUAAUUAAGGCGUAUAUAUGCAAAACAAAGGAAAAGAAUGAAAAAACAUAUCAUACUGCAACUUAUGCACUAGAACCCCAACCCCUUGGUCGAUUUGGACUCUUGUGACAUGUUUAUGUUUUUGCCAUACAAAGUGGGUUUCAAUAAAGAAAAAAUCUUGCCGU
Messenger RNA from Rhododendron vialii, 560 nucleotides. RefSeq lists its product as uncharacterized. The record is from RefSeq and is a predicted model, not a curated record. Bases 17 to 364 code for a protein of 115 amino acids. The transcript is spliced from 3 exons. Lineage: Eukaryota; Viridiplantae; Streptophyta; Magnoliopsida; Ericales; Ericaceae.